This is a messenger RNA of Durusdinium trenchii, 1314 nucleotides long. The record is from the annotation of a GenBank genome assembly. Lineage: Eukaryota; Dinophyceae; Suessiales; Symbiodiniaceae.
AUGGUACAGGUUCGUGCCCACAUCUUCCUGCAGAGUGUCAAUGUGAUCCGAAACAUGGACUACUUGGCACGCUGCAUCAAGACCGAGGUGCAGCGCUUAUCCUCGGAGUCGAAGGCGCGGAAGGCACAGCUUCCCAGACGCCUGGCGGCCAGUGGGCUGCAACUGCUGCUCGCUCUCCUCCCACACAGCUCCCCCCUGUGGCAAGAAGAGGCCCUUCAAGGGGAGCCCUGCCACGAGCUGGCCUCGGUGAUCUUCGCCCGCCGCGCCCUGCGCGGCGUGGCACACGAGGGCGGUCCUGCGGCGCUGCUCUCGCGGAGCUAUGAGGACUCCAGGAAGCGGCUCUGGCUGCUCUUCCGGAUGGUGCACCUGAGUUCAGCCAUCCCAACGGAAGUCCAAGGCAAGUUGUCGGCCUUGAUGGACAGCUACCUACGACCAGUCCUGGUGGAGAGACGGCUGCCCACGGGCUACUGCCAAGCUCUAGAUCGGGGACUCAACACUCAGGCAGCCAUGCUGGAGGAUGAAGAGCCAGAGCAAGAAACAGCCAUACAUCCUCCGCUCUUCCGAACCGCCCGAACCCACGCGUCCAUUGGUGGCGCGUGGUGGCGCGUUCUUCGCGCCGAGCCGGGGCGGAUGCAGGACACCUUCUCCUUCGUGGCGUCCACGGCCUCGCAGUCGAAGGUGUCCAAUUCCUCGGGGCAUCGCCUGGGCAGCGACACCUCCAAGGCGGUGAGGCGACUCUUUGCCACGCGAGGGGACCUUCUACAGGUCUUAAAGCGGCUGCCACCACAGGCGCUGGUGUCCCAAGCAGGAUGCAGCACUCAGAUCGAGGGCAUUUUGCGAGGUAUUUGCACCUCUGUGGUGGUCGGAGUCUCUCCGGAGCUUGUUCAUCAAGGCCCCGGCAGCCCCAUGCUGGUUGGCCUUGGUGUCGGCUACAGGUACGGCAAGGGAUAUGUAGGACUUCCCUCGGGCCAGAGCACCUUGGAGCUUUCCGUGGCGGUGCCCACGCCUGGAGGCUGGGAGGAGCUCUCGCUGCCGUUCCCGCAGCUGGCGGACACCGAGCCCUCCUCGCUGGAUGCGCUGCAGGCCUGGAGCGACCUGAGCGCUGCCCUGCCGCUGCGCUUCAACGACGCCGCGCUGCGGGUGCGACGGCGGAACCUGAAGAAGGCCAAGGAGAACGGACCGCAGAACGACCGGAUGAACCGGCGGGAGAGACACGGGAGAGAUCGCGACACACUUGCUGGGGCAGAGAGACACAAGGGCAUCCAGCUUUGGAGAGCAACAGGGGACGUUCCAGGAGGCAAAGUGGGUAUUUGA